Messenger RNA from Papilio machaon (common yellow swallowtail), 3830 nucleotides. RefSeq names its product VWFA and cache domain-containing protein CG16868. The transcript has a single exon. Gene Ontology annotation, molecular function: voltage-gated calcium channel activity. NCBI's taxonomy places the organism in Eukaryota, Metazoa, Arthropoda, Insecta, Lepidoptera, Papilionidae. Gene Ontology annotation, cellular component: voltage-gated calcium channel complex. The record is from RefSeq and is a predicted model, not a curated record. The coding region runs from base 190 to 3753 and encodes 1187 amino acids.
UCAAAUACCCAAAUCUCAAACAAAACUCAUGUUGUUUUAGUUUCUUCUCAAUUUUAUUAAAAAAAUAUUAAUCGUUCAACUAUGAUUAAGUCUUUGAGAGAAAAGUAAAAUAGUUAUAAGAUGUUCCAUCUGAGUUUUACAAGAAGGCAUCAUUAAUUGCUAGUGCAUACAACAUAUAUUGCUUAAACAAUGAAGCUAAGAUCAGUGAUAUUUUUUAUAUUUACGUCCUUCAACCUGCACUGGAUAAUUGCUGAAAAUGAAAAUUGUACGAGAAGUAGCAGCCGUUGUGACUAUAAGGCUAACGUGCGUAGAUUAUCGGAGACGCUUGCCAGUAAGUUUCGUGAAAUUGUAAUCCAAGAACUUGGAAGCGAACAUACAACUCACUUCGAGUUAAGGAAUGCGUUUAAGGUGAGCCGAUACCAAUACAGUGAUAGUAAUAUACUAGAUAGUAUAACUGAUAAGUUAAACUACAAGCUUUCCUCUGCUACUAAUAUUCUAGAGGAAAUGAAGAAUGAAAUGAACCAAAGCAACACUCCGUCCUUUACUCACCCUUGCCCUUUUAAUUCCAUACGUAAAUCUGUUUUUAUUAAGAAUACAAAUAUGUACAACUUGCCUUACAUGGAUACCAAAUCCAAAAUGCUGGAUAGAUUUAAAGACUUGAAAAUAAAGAGACAAUACUUUCUAUCUCAUAUAGAUUAUGCAACUGAUAAAGAUUGUACAACUGUACCACAUUCUAAUUUAAGAUAUUUGUAUCACAAGAUUAUACAUUCAAAUCCUAAACUAGUUGUUUUUAUUAUUGACAACAGUAUGUCGGCAGACUCUCUUCUGCAUGCAUUAGCUAUAACAAAGGAGACUGCAUAUGCUCUACAGAGUAUAGACAUGAUGUCUCUAAAGAUAACAAACAUGACAGACUUUUUCAAGUUUGAAGACUCUUGCAGUUAUGGUAUGUCCAAUUUAGGAAAUGCUACUGAGAAUAAUAAGCUCUUGUUGCGUGAAUAUCUUACUACUAUUGAUAUUGCAAACUCUAAUGUAUCACCGCUGACAAUAAACAUGGAAAUACAAAAGUUAUUGCUUGAGAAAAAGUUGCCAAAAGAUAAAUUAUUCAUAUUAUUAACUGACUUGAAAAUAUUAAAAAAUGAUACAUGGUUGAAAAUGUUUCCUUACGAAAAACAUGAGGAAGAUAUUAAAUUUGCUAUUGGAUUGAUAAAUGAAGGUGAUACUGAUAAAAAUGGAUCACUAGAAAUUUUACAUGUUGAUAAAGGACAUAAUCAUUCUAAAAAUAAUACCAUAAUGAGGCUACAUAUUAAUGACAGUGGAGUGAUUGGUCAAAUGGCAUCAGCUUUUAUAUCCUUACUGCCUAAUAAAUAUGAAAAUAUAAUUAAAAUGGAAGGCCCGGUUUGGGAAGCUACGGAGCGGGAUUUUAUGAUGUCGCUUGUUUAUCCAAUUUCAGCUGGUAUACUUGGCUUAGAUUUAUAUUGGUCUGAUCUUGCAGAAGAUAUUAUUUAUUUUAAAGGAACCAAUCAAUGGAAGAGAGCAUUCAUUAUGGAUUUUUCAGGUAGAGUUCUGAUGCAUACAUACUUUCCAAGGCCAGAAGCGGCUUCGGAAAAAAUUAAAUUUACUUAUUUAGAAUCAAUUGAACCAUACGAUUUUAUAUAUGAUGUUAAAAAACAUUUGUUAUUACAUAAAACAGGCAACAUUACAUAUCCUGAACAUAAUAGUACAAGGACGAUAACAUAUUCUUGGAAAUGGGUACAAAAUUUAUACAUUGUAUGUCUUGUUUCUGAAUCAAGAAAUAAUAUUUCGUUCAAUAAGUCAAACAUAUUUUUCACAAAAAGCAGUAAGGAAAUUUUAUUCCACAGGCUUGAUUUAUUUCCUCCAAAAUCAGGUACAAUAUGUCGCCAUUUUAAACAGAUAGCCACAAUUGACCAAGGUACUGUUUAUCUCAGUCCUUCAAGUUUUCAAUCUCCAUUUACAUAUCUUUAUGAUAUGGGUGAUGGUCAAGAAGCAGUGACCUAUAUGCAAAACUAUUUAGCUUAUUUAAAAAGUGUUGCACAUGGAUGGCUUUCUAAUCCAGGUCUUAAAAAUGAGAUACAACAAGAUGUAGGUUUCCUCAACUCCAUAUUAUCCUUUUUUAAAAGGCAACAUUUGCAUGGACCUUACUCAAAAUAUGUUGUAAGAAGAUACGCUGUAACUGAAAGUGGUGUUCUAGUUAUGUAUCCGGGAACUGUCUUAGAAUAUGAUUAUGAACCAGUUAGAAGACAAUGGUUUACUUUUGCAAUGGAAAAUCCUGGUAAGAUCAUUUUAACUCCACCAAAUCUAGAUGUAGGUGGAGCUGGAUAUGUCGUGACUAUAUCCUAUGCUAUAAAAAGUUUAGUGUAUCCAACUAUGGUUGUUUCUAUGGAUGUAACUAUGGGAUUUCUAUACAAACUUCUUAUUGAUAGCUUACCGCUAUGUGCCAUGUCUUAUGUUAAAUGUUUAAUAAUGAACAAUCGGGGAUAUUUAGUUUCACAUCCUGGUUUGAUGGAUCCUAAUAGCUCUGGUCCAAUAGAACAACAACAUAUAACUCAUAAGGAAUCUAUGAUUGCUAUUGAUUUAUUAAAUCAUAAAGGUUUUGUUACAAAACGACUGUGCAAUAAUUUCUUUGAUAAAACUAUACAGAGGUUUUAUGAUUUUAAUACUUCUUUGCCUCAUGUGCUCUCUAAUGUAGUCCCAGGUGAUCAUUGUAUUCAUUAUUAUAUAGCAACAAUACCUGGUACAAAUGCUUUCAUAGGUUUAGUUAAUGCAUCAUGUAAUGUAGGAGCAUUCUGUCCUUGUAGCAUGGUUGAUAGACUUUGUUUGAAUUGUAAUCGUAUGGAGCAAACUGAAUGUGAGUGUCCUUGCGAAUGUAGCUCUGAGGUCUACGAUUGUCCCGAUGCGAAUAUAACAAGAAUAAACCAAGACAUACCACUUUGUGGUUUAAUUCCUGAAAAUAAUAAUCAUAGAUCACAUUACUUCCACAAUUUUGCAGAAAAUUUAAAAUCUUGUUUCGAUUUUCAAUGUGAAACAUACCUCACACAUUCAAGUUGUUUAGGUGUUUUGGGUUGUGAAUGGUGUCAAGUGGAUGCUGAUGGCAGAACACCUUUGUCUUCACCAUUUUGUACAUCACAAUCCACAUGUUUUAAUGGAGUAUUAGGUGCAGUAACGCCAUACGGUGAGAGCACAUAUGGCCAUGCGAAUAGAGAAGCUUUAGGAAGUUACUCUGCGAUUGGCCCAAUAGCAGGUUGUAUUAUUACAGUUUGCUUAGUGAUAGCAGUCGCUAUAUAUUGUUAUAGACAAAAUGUGACAACUGCCAGUUGUCAUAAUUUAUAUGUGGAUGGGCCGGCAGAAACAUGGCACGAUGCAGAUGUGCAAAUGAGUCACUUGCAUUCUGAAGACAUGCACGACCAAUCGGGGCAGGAUAAAUUGUUACCAGCUAUGGAAAUUGAAGCACCUAUUUCACCGUACCGUGUUAUUACCGGGUACAGGCGGCCGCACACCGCUGGCGGUUCGGAUCACGGCUACUCAACUAUGACACCCCAUGAAGAUUCCGAAGCAACAGGAUUCUCAGUGAAUGAUCCUAUUAUUUUAUCAGACGAUACGAAAUCGGAUGUCAGUUGCCCGAUUCCAGCUAAAAUAAAAUCUAGAUUAAAACCUGAUUUUAUGACCGUAGUACCUUGCGGUAAAAAUAGUGUUAUAGCCCCAGUUACUGUUCAUAGACAUAUGGAAGCAUCAUAGUACUAAAUAUAAUUUAAUCUACCUCUUUUGUACAUAAUGCUGAUAAUCAAUGUUGAUUAUUGUGAUAUGUAUUUUUG